Hirsutella rhossiliensis is the source of this 2709-nucleotide messenger RNA. RefSeq names its product dynamin family domain-containing protein. Bases 1 to 2709 code for a protein of 902 amino acids. Gene Ontology annotation, cellular component: cytoplasm; microtubule; membrane. Gene Ontology annotation, molecular function: GTPase activity; GTP binding; microtubule binding. The record is from RefSeq and is a predicted model, not a curated record. The transcript has 4 exons. Lineage: Eukaryota; Fungi; Ascomycota; Sordariomycetes; Hypocreales; Ophiocordycipitaceae.
AUGAGCCGACGCGUCCUCGCCGUCACGCAGCGGCCCCUUGCGCCCUGUUCCUCGCCCAGAUCCGCCCGACAUCUCCAUCGAUUCUCUGCUGGAGGCUUGUUCCGAGCAGACGCCUCCAUUCGUGCCACUCGCAAGCGCGUGUGGUUCGGCAACAACGCUUUCCAUAAUGCCGUCAUGGUACGCAACGCCUCGUUUGCCCGUUUCUUGCCCAAGCUCGUCGUCAAGUUUGUCCGGAUACCCGCCAUGUUUGGUGGCCUGGCCAUCGGCGCCUUUGCCUGGGUCCAAUACCAAGCUACUCAAGCAAGCAACUUCGCCAUCGAGCUCUUCGGCACAGCAAAGGAUUCGGUCUUCGGCACGGCGUCCACCAUAUUCGACGGCGCCAAGCACGUGGCCGAGCAAACGCGCCAGGGCUGGGACACUACUACGGAGCAGGUCGAGGUUCCCGAGUGGCUCAAAAAGGUGCUGCGCAUCCAUGAGGACAUUGGCACCGGCGGGUCCGGCGGACCAGGAGGCGACCGAGACCCAAAGCAGAGCAGGGCUGGCACUGCAGCAGUCGUUGGCGCAUCGGCGGCUGCCUACGGCUACGACGAGUCGGACCAAGAGGACCCUCGCGACGCCGAUGUGGUAGCCAGAGAUGACCAGAUGAUGGUGCUGACCAAGAAAAUGAUUGAGAUUCGGAGCAUCCUGCAGCAAGUCGGCCAGUCAAGUUCCCUGACGCUACCAUCCAUUGUAGUCAUCGGCUCGCAGUCUUCAGGCAAGAGCUCCGUCCUGGAAGCCAUAGUCGGCCACGAGUUUCUGCCAAAAGGAUCCAACAUGGUGACCCGCCGGCCCAUCGAGUUGACGCUGGUCAACACACCUGGAGCAACGGAGGAAUAUGGCGAGUUCCCAGACCUUGGUCUGCGGCACAUGUCCGACUUUUCUUCUGUCCAGCGCACCCUCACCGAGCUCAACCUCGCCGUCUCGGAUGCCGAAUGCGUAUCCGACGACCCCAUCCAUCUGACCGUCUACUCGCCAAACGUGCCCGAUCUAUCCCUCAUCGACCUCCCGGGAUACAUCCAAGUGGUGGGCCAAAACCAACCGCUCCAACUCAAGCAAAAGAUCUCGGAGCUAUGCGACAAGUACAUCCAGCCCCCGAAUGUCAUCUUGGCGAUAUCAGCAGCCGACGUGGAUCUCGCAAACUCGACGGCCUUACGCGCCUCUAGAAGAGUAGACCCACGAGGCGAGCGGACCAUUGGCGUCAUCACCAAGAUGGACCUGGUCGACCCCAUCAAGGGGGCCGCUAUCCUAAACGACAAGCAGUAUCCCUUGAGACUGGGCUAUGUCGGCGUGAUUUCAAAGGCGCCGCAGUCGCCGGGCCUGUUCAAGAUGGGAUCAGCGAACCCCCUGGCCGUCAUUGCCAAGCAUGAAAAUUCCUUCUUCUCCGCCCAUCCUCUCGAGUAUGGCCCGGAUGCUGGAACUAUGUCAUCCAGCCUCCAAGGCACGAGUGACGCCAUCAAGCAAGAGCUGGAAGAAGCGGCCUACGAGUUCAAGGUGCAGUACAACGACCGGCCGCUCUCGGCCGAGUCCUAUUUGGCUGAGAGCCUGGACGCUUUCAAGCACUCCUUCAAGCAGUUCGCCGACGAGUUUGGUCGGCCCGAAAUGCGACAGCUGUUGAAGAGUGAGUUAGACCAAAAAGUGCUGGACCUGUUGGCUGCCAGAUACUGGAACAAGCCCGUGGAAGACCUCUCGGCCGCACCCCCAGACCCAGAUCCGAUUGCCGACCUUCCCAAGGCUGACCCGUCGUCGCUUUACUGGCACCGACAGCUGGACGCUUCCGUUUCCUCGCUCACCAAGUUGGGCGUUGGGCGCCUGGCAACGACGGUUGUCGCGUCUUCCCUCCAGUCCCACGUUGACAAGCUACUCGACAACUCCAACUUUGCCACCCAUCCCUUUGCCAGAAAGGCCAUCAAGGAUGCCGCGGCGGCCAUUCUCGACGAGAAGUUCUACGGCACGAGCGAUCAGGUGGAAAACUGCAUCAAGCCUUUCAAGUUUGAAGUUGACGUGGAAGAGCGCGAGUGGGUGCAGGGCCGACAGCACGUCAGCAACGUCCUCAAGGAGGAGCUUCGGCAUUGCGAGACGGCCUUGGAGCACCUCGAGGCGGCGGUGGGCGGCCGGAGGAAGCUCAAGGAGGUGAUGGGCUUUGUCGACAAGGCCCGAAAGGGCGACAUUGUAAUUGAGGGCGAUGGGCGGAGCGGUGCGGGCGGGUUCAGCGCUGCUCUCCUUGGCAAAGGACGAGAGGCCGUCUUCCUCCGGGACCGGGCCGACAUCCUCGGGCUGCGCCUCAUGGCCAUCAAGUCAAAGCAGUGCGCUUCGGUCAAGAACAAGUACUACUGCCCCGAGGUGUUCCUCGACGCGGCCGCCUCCAAGCUGGCCUCGACAGCCGUCCUCUUCCUCAACGUCGAGCUGCUGUCCGAGUUUUACUACAACUUUCCGCGCGAGCUCGACCUCCGCCUCGGGCGCCACCUCUCGCAGGUCGAGGUGGAGAAAUUUGCCAAGGAGGACCCCAAGGUCCGCCGCCACCUCGAGGUCAUCCGCCGCAAGGAGCUGCUGGAGCUGGUGCUCGAGAAAAUGGAGAGCCUAAGGCAGCUCGAGGGCCGCGAGCGGGAGAGGCUGGCGGGCGGGCGGAAACGCAACUCGGAAAAGGCGCGCGGGCGAUGGGGCUUGUUCUGA